Messenger RNA from Cydia fagiglandana, 2443 nucleotides. RefSeq lists its product as uncharacterized. The record is from RefSeq and is a predicted model, not a curated record. Gene Ontology annotation, cellular component: ubiquitin ligase complex; cytosol; endoplasmic reticulum. Bases 138 to 1325 code for a protein of 395 amino acids. Gene Ontology annotation, biological process: ubiquitin-dependent protein catabolic process; protein ubiquitination. The transcript has 4 exons. Gene Ontology annotation, molecular function: ubiquitin protein ligase activity. Lineage: Eukaryota; Metazoa; Arthropoda; Insecta; Lepidoptera; Tortricidae.
AUGCGCAUUCAAGUGACACUCUUCGUCUGAAGCGGAUCUUUCACAACUUUUAAAAACAAAACUUUUUAAACAAAAACUUUUGAAGUCGGUGUUUCAGUGUGUUCAUUUGUUUUAACGUUCGAAUUUCGAUUUUAGAAAUGGGUAUGAUAUCGCGAGUGCGUGGACGCAUACGGAGUGAUUCUUUCUCGAAGAUUCACACGCUUAAGUCCGAAGACAAAAUAGCUAAUAUCGUAUGGCUGCUGUCGCUGGUGCUGGUGCUGCCGUACUGGGCGCCGCGGGGACUGUUGGUGGCGCUGGGCGGCGCCUGGCUGAUGGCCGCCUACACGUGCCUCGUGGUGCCCGUGCUCAUCUCCGCCAACUAUCGCUACCCGGCGCGUUGGUGGCCCGACGCGGUGAAGCUUGCGCAAGAGAUGUGGCGCAGGCUGGAGAGGCCAGUGUCGUGCGCGCUGGGAGUGGUGCGCGCUGCGUACGCGCCGGUCGACCGCGCGGAGAAGCUCUUCAUCCAGAUGAGCAACCUGUCGACAAUGAUUGGACAAUUGCUGAUGUUCACCGCGUGCGACCGGCUGUUCGUCUCGCAGGGCCGCCUGACCUGCCUCUACUCCCUCAUGUUCUACAACGUGGUCACCUACUCCGUGAGCUACGUGCGCGAGCUCUGCACCAAGGAGGACUGGUCGCCCUACGUCAACGUCACCCGCCACUCGCGCGUCAAGCAUCUCGCCAUGUCCGCCACCAAGAUUGUCCUCGAAUGGACUAAAGCGGUCACUUUCAUAGUCACUGUGACUUUUGUCCUGUUAGCCUUUGGACUGGAACAGGGCUUGGAGCAUUACAAACCGACAGCGCUGUACACGCUCUUCACCGGUACUUAUUAUUUGCUAACGGAGCGGACGUUCCUAGAGCUCUGGCCGUUGGCAUUGACAGCUAUGAAGUUUGAGCGCUUAGAAGGUAUGGAGGCGCUGUAUUUUGGUGUGUGGGCGCGAGGUGUGACGACGGCGCUGGCGCUACCGCUGGUGCCGGCUCUGGCGUGGUGUGAGCGCUGGCGGCUAGCGCUGCUGCUGCUGUACGUGAACGUGAUCGUUCAUGGCAGGCACAGGCUCGGUGAAGCGUUAGGAAAGCUGAAUGAAGCGUGCGGCUCGCUCGCUAGAUUCCGACGAGCGACGGCCGCGGAACUCUCCACGCUAGAGGAUGUGUGCGCCGUGUGUCUAGGAGUGAUGCGCUCGGCGCGCGUGACGCCCUGCGCGCACUUCUUCCACGCCGACUGCCUCAGGAGAUGCCUCGCGGCCUCGGACCGGUGUCCCAUAUGCAUCAGGCCGUACAUAUUCUGCUGAUCGCUGGACACCACAUUCGCCGGACAAGACUGUUGAGAUUACGAAAGCCUCAAGCGUCGAGAUCCAGAACGAAAUCCACGGAAAAGUGGAUCAAUAUCUAUUGCUUGGAGACUUUCGUGCAUGAUUUCUGUUCAUGCGCAAUUUUUAACCACCAGUAUGAUUUAGGUUUAUAUAACAUUCGUAUUUACUCUAUAGGGUCUAAUUUAGCUCGGUGUACCUAUUCUAAAAAAACUAUUUUAAACACUUAACAAUUAUUGAUAAUUAGUAGGUAAGUCAUUUCUUAAAAAAUAUACAAUACGAUAAAAAAAUACGUAGAAAAUUAAUAGGUAGCUACUAGCUUAGCUAGAACAAAAUUUACAGCAUAGAAUUUUUAUAUUUUUAUUAAAUAAUAAUGACCAAAUAAAACGCUUCACUGAUGUUGACAAACAGUGUCUUUCGUUUAUCAUGUAAAAUGCUCGUAGCAGUCGUAGCAGAAGCACUGCAGUGCAGCAGUUGCAGUGCAGUAUGAAAUGACACCUUGAAACCUAUAAUUUUGUUAUAAACACAGCAUAUGAUUGCUUACUGCAUAUGGCCCUUCGAACCGGAUUUCAGUAAUGAUAUUUUUAUUAAAAAUAUACCCAGUACAUACAAUACUAUCAUGUCAUGUAAAUAAUGUCAUGUAACCCAAAUUUAUCAGUUAUUCGCCCCCAGUUUUACUGUAUCUCGAUGUUGUCUUAAAAACGGGUGUAUAGUAUAUUUUAUCAUCCCUUAGUUACCGCGCUUUAUCUAACUUACUAAAUAAUUUAUUUUCGUGUUCAUUAUUGUCCUUAUUGUUUUAUAGGCAAACAGUUUUGUUUAUCUUGUGUUUACCCUAAUGAAAAAAAUAUGACUAGGAUCAUAAUAUGAUGGGUCGUGCGUUUUUCGUAAAUCCACUACGUAAAUAACCUCAUGCCACCCAAUGUAUAUUAGGAUGUACAAUCAGUUUCGAUGGAAUGUCAACCUUAAUAAAAACAAAUUAGGCAGCUUUUCAUUAGUCUCGUAUAAUUUUCGAACAAAUGAAAUUCAACCCAAUUGAAAAUACAAAAAGAUUCUAAUUUCCUUGGCUAUAAUUUUGUAUGGUGGGCGGCACUAGGAUAAGA